AUGCGGCUGCGGAUCUACAAGCGGAAGGUGUUGCUGCUGGCGCUGGCGCUGGCGAUCUGCGCGCUGGCGCUGUGGGGAAGCGGCGGCGGCGGCGGGAGGAGGCGGCAGCAGCAGCAGCAGCAGCGGGGCGGUACCGGUACCACCGGGGAGCCGCCGCGGGUCAGCGAGCCGCCGCGCCGCCCCGCCGCUAACGCUUCGGCUGCAUCUCCAGCACCGCCGCUUCUCACGGAAAACGGGACGCUGAAUUACCGUUCGCUCGUUUACCGGCUGAACUUCGACCAACCGGUGCGGAACGCCGGGCGCUUCCCGGCGCGGGCCGCCGCCGACGUGGUGCUGGUGGUGCAGGUGCACGAUCGAGCCGAGCACCUGCGGUUGCUGCUGGAGUCGCUGCGGCGGGCGGCGGGAGUGGAGAACGUGCUGCUGGUGCUGAGCCACGACCUGUGGGCCGAGGAGCUCAACCGGUUGGCGGCACGCGUGGACUUCUGCCCCGUCCUGCAGGUCUUCUUCCCCUUCAGCAUCCAGCUCUACCCCCGCGAGUUCCCCGGCCACGACCCCCGCGACUGCCCCCGCGACGUGGGCAAAGCGGCCGCCCUGCGCCUGGGCUGCAUCAACGCCGAGUACCCCGACUCCUUCGGGCACUACCGCGAAGCUCGCUUCUCCCAGACCAAGCACCACUGGUGGUGGAAGCUGCACUUCGUCUGGGAGCGGGUGCGGGCGCUGCGGGAGCACGCCGGGCCCGUCCUCUUUCUGGAGGAGGACCACUACCUGGCGCCCGACUUCUACCACGUCCUCAAAAAGCUCUGGGCCCUGCGGGAGCGGGAGUGCCCCGAGUGCCAGAUCGUCUCCCUGGGCACCUACAGCCCCGUCCGCGGCGGCUUCGCCGGCCGCGCCGACAAGGUGGAGAUGAAGACGUGGAAGUCCACCGAGCACAACAUGGGCAUGGCCUUCGGCAGAGACACCUACCAGAAGCUCAUCGAGUGCACGGACGCCUUCUGCACCUACGACGACUACAACUGGGACUGGACUCUGCAGCACUUGACUGUUUCUUGUCUUCCAAAGUUCUGGAAAGUGCUGGUUCCCGAAAUCCCCAGGAUUUUUCACACGGGGGACUGCGGCAUGCACCACAAGAAAUCCUGCAGGCCGUCCACCCAGAGUGCCAAAAUCGACUCUCUCUUGAACAGCAACCAACAGUACCUGUUUCCCGAAACGAUGAGUGUCAGUAAAAGGUACUCCAUGGCACCCCUUUCCCCUCAUGUGAAAAACGGAGGGUGGGGAGAUAUUAGGGACCACGAACUCUGUAAAAGUUACCGCAGACUUCAGUGAGGAACGUUCUCGCAGCCUUUUUCUUUCUGAGUUGUUCCAUACUGUCUUUUACAGGCACACACGUGUAUAAAAAAGCAUUUAUGAGUUGGUUUCUGCUUUAAUAUGAAUAAACAUUCUUGUAAAAGGUGUCCCAAAAUAGUAAUCUUUCAUGUUCGGCAACCACGUUUUGGGAAGAAGUUACUUGCUGCUGCCGGGCCGCUCAGAGCAGCGUCGCAGCCCUGCCGCAAAACGUGACCGCUCCUGCGUCGUUUACUGGGAGGAGGAGGAGAAAACUUGUGUUUAAGUGCAUCUUUUCUGGUGCUUAUAGUGCUCUGGGGUGCGGUCUUUCCCCCAUCGGGGCAGAGCGGUGGUGCCCGCGGUGCCGCGCUGGGGGUGGC
This is a messenger RNA of Gavia stellata (red-throated loon), 1700 nucleotides long. It is a transcript of the gene MGAT2, whose product is annotated as alpha-1,6-mannosyl-glycoprotein 2-beta-N-acetylglucosaminyltransferase. Lineage: Eukaryota; Metazoa; Chordata; Aves; Gaviiformes; Gaviidae. Bases 1 to 1323 code for a protein of 440 amino acids. Gene Ontology annotation, biological process: oligosaccharide biosynthetic process; protein N-linked glycosylation. Gene Ontology annotation, molecular function: alpha-1,6-mannosylglycoprotein 2-beta-N-acetylglucosaminyltransferase activity. The transcript has a single exon. Gene Ontology annotation, cellular component: Golgi stack; Golgi membrane. The record is from RefSeq and is a predicted model, not a curated record.